GCAGACGCAAAAGCAGCACAGUCUCAUGUUUCUAUCUUUAACACACCAAUCCACACUCGCACACACACACACACACGCAGACUGGCAGAAAGGGCAUGCAUGCAUACAUGCAUACAUAUGCACACACACUGGGCUUAUAUGCAUGUAGACUGUACAGACACACUCUUUCUGGCAGAAGCCAGUGGACAUCAUAAAUACAUCAAGUGUUAAUUUGCCCUAAGGAGGCAGGUUGGCUAGUCAGACCACCCUUUCCUAAGAAGAGUACAUUUUCUCUACCGUCUCAGGAUGCAUUACUGUACAAUGACCUGAGCCAAAAGCGGGAGUCUUUCCUUUUCCACACAGGGAGGAAUAUCAUAUUUUUUCGAGGGGGGAGAAUUUUUGGAAAAAAUCUGUUCAUACAUAAGUUUAAUUUUUUUUAUGAACAAGUUUGGUUCUACAAUUUUGGCAGCUGGCAUGAAUGGGAUACGGUUUUAAGCGCUACUGUUUUUUUUUUUUGUCUCGCCAAAGAAGGAAACUUGAUCCUGUUGGCAGGGAUCGGGCGGACAGGCUGAUGUAAGAGCUGGGAAAGCGAGUAUCAGAGCGGGAAUGAUCAACAUGAGAAGCCUCGCAGAGGCCCGGGAUCCACAGCAGAGCAAACCUGCACUCAGGCUGUGGAACACUGCUCUGCUCUGCCUGCUGGUUACAAUGGCCUGUUUGGUGGAAACAGCGUGGGUCUGCCCCACCCCCUGCAAGUGCAAGAGCACCGUAGUUGACUGCAGCGACUGCGAGCUGCUUUCCCUCCCUUCCAAUCUUCCCCCCAACACCAAGACCCUCCUCCUGCUCAACAACAAACUGAGCUCCCUGUCUCACAGGGCCUUCUCCAACCUUAGCUCCCUAGAGAGGCUGGAUCUGUCCAACAACUUCCUGGACAACCUGCCAGCUUCUCUGUUCAGAGACCUGGACAACCUGUCAGAGCUGGUCCUGCAUAACAACAGCAUCACCGGGCUGGACAAGGGCCUGCUCCGUAGCUGCACGGGUCUGCAGCGGCUUGACCUGUCCAUGAACGGCCUCUCCCAGGUGCCCCUGGGGCUCCUCGAUGACCUGCCAGGGGUGGAGUGGCUCUCCCUGGCCGACAACAAGCUGCAGGCCCUGGAGAGGGCGGCCUUUGAACCCUUGUCCAGCCUCCAGCUCCUGAACCUCAGUGGAAACCCCUGGGCGUGCGACUGCAACAUGAGGGAUUUCAAGCACUGGAUUGAGUGGUUCCUCUACAGAGGGGGGAGGAUUGACGGUGUGGAAUGCAUGCUACCCAAAGACCUGCGCGGCCGGGAUAUUCGCUACGUGCCCAUGGAGAUGUUCAACUACUGUGUGCAGCUGGAGGAUGAGAACGGCUCGCUGGUGCCCAGGGGGGAGGGCAGAGGGCCGCCGUGCAGCCGUGGAGGCGAAUCUCCCCCGCAGCCCUCCAAGAGACCCACUACAGAGGUGGAGGAGCUGCCGGCAGAGUGCGUGAGGCAGCGCUACCGUCCAGUGAGCGUGCGGCGAGCCAUCGGCACGGUGAUCAUAGCAGGGGUGGUGUGUAGCAUUGUAUGCAUUAUGAUGGUGGUGGCAGCUGCAUACGGCUGCAUUUAUGCCUCCCUGAUGGCCAAGUACCAGCGCGAGCUGAAAAAGAGGCAGCCGCUGAUGGGGGAGGGAGAUGGAGAGGGAGAGCAGGACGAGAAGCAGAUCUCUUCAGUGGCUUAGAGAGCCCUUCAGCUCCUUUCUCUGGUUUGUGUUGUUCUCUCUCUUUCUUUUUUUUGAUUUCUGGGUUUUGUGCUCCGUGUCCAUUCAGGAAUGAAGAAAGUUAACCUUUUGUCCCAAUCUCUUUACAUCUCCCAAAUCUCCUGGGUUAUAAGUGUGGAUUUGUGUGAGGGUGGAACAGGAGAGAAAGAAAGAAAAGAACAAAGCUGUUUCCAAGUUUCUCUUAUCCAUCUUGUUAAAACUGAUAGAGGCUUCUGUUUUUAUACAGGUCAACUGUACCUGUCUCUGAUUUGAAUGGACACCCUAUUCCUUAACUCUUAGCAAAUGGGAUUUAAAGUUGUGCUCACUGAGAGUGGCAUAAGGGAGUGAAUAUUGGAGGCUGACACAGUUGUUGAUGAAGUACACAGUCCCAUUCCUCUUUCUGUCUUGCACACAUGGAUUUUAGAGUAUAUCAAUAUUGUGAACUGAAACAGUUAAGAGAUUUAAAACUUAGCUGGACUGCGCUAAUUACAAAACAAAACUCUUGGAUCCGAACGUAACCUUGCUUGUAUCAAAGUUAUCAAUACAGAGAGGGAGCCUGCGAUGGAACACAGACAGAGAUCCUUCCCAUCCUAGUUUUCACUCCAAGUAUCAAUAUUCAACACAUUUGGAUAUUUCACUUCUAGUGAAUACAUUGGUUUACUCUCUCUGUGAAAUAUCCAAAUGUAAUGAAUAUUGAUCCUUGAAGUAAAAACUAGGCUCAGAAGGAUCUCAGUCUGUCCCAUCGCAGGAUUCCUCUCUCUAUCUGCUGUACAGAAACUCUGACAUAACAAAACUGCGGUUCUGUACAUCCCCAAUAUCCAGACACAAUGAAAUCAGACUUUUCUUGAAGUACAAUAUCUAUACCCUUAUAAAAGCUGACCAUGGUAUUUCUAUACAGUAAUUUUACAGUUUUCUCCCCCAUGCUACUCCCCGGGUUAUACAUUGCAUUUACCAUAGUCUACCGUGGUUUGUCAUGUUUUUCAAUAUGCGUCUGAUACUGCUCUGGGCUUUACAUUGCUUACCAUAAUUUUACUAUGCUUUAUCACACUUUGCUAUGCUUUUACUAUGGUAACUACUUAUGUAAUUUUAGCAAAUAUAUUACAUUCAUUUUUAUUGUCUCUACAAUUACAGUUUGUGAGUAACAUUUAUAACGUAGCAAUAAAUAAUCGGUCAUUUCUUUUCCUUGAUCAUUCCUGUCCCUCAGGCAGUGGAAAUGCAGCUUUUCUGUCUUUAUCUCUGUCUCAAUAACAAAGUGUGUCUUUUAUAAUAGACUUGGGCAAUCUGCUUUACCGUUAUGGAUUUGAAGCAACACAUUUUGAUUGAAAGGACUGCCACGUCCUGCUGACGAGUGGGAGCCACAAAGCUAUUCUCGGAGCUGUCUCUUUUCAGUGCAGGUACAAAUCCUCAGCAAAAACAGACAGCACAAGGAAGGGGUCGUGUGGGGGCCGAAUAUGGGUGAAUUUCUUUACUGACCAGAGACUCCCAGGCUGGGCCCUACCCUACAGGGAUAAGGUAAUAAGGUGAUUGGUUGCCCGUUGUUUAGUUUAACUGAAUCCAGGCUCGACAGCUGCUUUCACAGUUAAAUAUCUUGGUUACAUCCCCAGUGCAUAACAGUGAGAGGUAUUAAUGGAUAUGGAGAUAAACCUCUCUGUGCUAUGAUGGAACCUCCCUUUGGGAAUAUGGGUCUUAAAUGCGGGAAAGAGUGCUGCCUUUAUAUCUAUAUAUCAUUUAGAGUGCCCAAUUAUUCCUCCCCCCCCCCAUCACCACAUUUAGAAUAUUUAGAUUAUCCAGCUGCAUUUGAUGCUUCAAACUUUACGUCGUGUAAAAGCCAGGUGAAGUUGACAUUUUCUGUAUCGAAUCUAAUCGUCUUUGGAAUUUGUGUGUACUGCUUGUGAUAGUUUUAAACAGCUUUUGUUUGUUUUUGUAACUAAGCUUUGUGUAACAGGAACAAAGAAAGUGUGAGACUCUCUUUGCUUUGUUUUAACUCCCAGGUCCAGACUUGGGUCUCGUCUCCAGAGUAAGUGUGCAUUUGCUCUUGAUUUGUUUUUCUCCAUAGAAGGGGAGAAGUUGCAGUUGAAGCAUUAGAAUACUGUAUUUUUGGGCAAUUCAACAGAAAUCACUUAUAAGUCAGUGACAUACACAGCCACCACAGCUGUGCAAUUUGAAAUAUCAGUAGCAUAAAAAUGUAGACCAUCAUGAUCAACAGUCACAGCACAGUGGUUCCUGUUUGUUGUGGCUGCAUCAAAACGUGGUAGAAGCCGUGUCAAGUUUAACCCUGAUGCGCUGUUGAUACAGUAUGUUUUUAUUUUCCACGCAAUUCCUUCCUUAUCCAGCAAAGGGAAGCAUAGAGCUUUAGGAAUACUGAGGUUGUAUGCUCUGUAUUAGGCUACUGCAUUCACAAAUGGUGAAUACCAUCUGCUAAAACAAUUGCUGUUGUAAAAUCCAGUUAAUGUUCUUAACAGACAUUAGGAACUAUAAAUUGUAUCAACUAGCACCGUUUUGGGGGGAUUAGCAUCCAUUUUUGACAACUAUCUAUUGCAAAAUUACUUGUUGCUUUCCUUGGUUCAGCAUUAAAUCAGUUUUUCAUGUUGGGAAUGUUAUUUUGUUCACAAGGUGCAUAACUGGUAUUAAAAGCUAGUGGUCAAGAAAGCACGACACCUCCCAGUGGAAACUAAUGACCAACCUGCAGUAGUCUGGCCCAUAAUCUGAUCUGAACUUCUUUGUUUCUGUGUACUAGCACACAGUUACUGAGAUCCUUUUCUUCCAACUGAACAACACUGCCACCCAGAGGCACUAAAGUGCAACUGUAACGAAUUUUACACCAUGCAAAAUUAAAAGCACAAUAAAUAUGCUGUGACUGCAGACUGUGCAGAAAAAAAAUCUGCAACUUAACCUAAGCUUUCAGGAGAUUGCAGUGCAUGGUAUAUAAACUGCUACUGGACUGUACACCAUACAGUAUUCCAUGACAGAUUGAAGUUAAAUGUUGCAAAAUAAUUGCCCCUGUGACUUUAAAACCAAAUGUUGUCAAGCUUAACUAGCCUAAGAUGAAAUAGGAGUAAGAAUUUCCUUGAAUUCUAAUCCAAGAGAGGUGGAUUAAAAUUUGUGGGUAACACUUUAUAUUAAGUGUCUCUAAUUGUGUAUUUACAUAGUAAUUUCUUAG
Molecule: messenger RNA, 4894 nt
Organism: Polyodon spathula (Mississippi paddlefish)
Lineage: Eukaryota; Metazoa; Chordata; Actinopteri; Acipenseriformes; Polyodontidae
Product: leucine-rich repeat and transmembrane domain-containing protein 2-like
Exons: 4
Coding region: 586-1716 (376 amino acids)
Biological process (GO): regulation of presynapse assembly; positive regulation of synapse assembly; axonogenesis
Cellular component (GO): membrane
Molecular function (GO): protein binding
Source: RefSeq, a predicted model, not a curated record